Sinocyclocheilus grahami is the source of this 1870-nucleotide messenger RNA. RefSeq names its product homeobox protein Meis2-like. The record is from RefSeq and is a predicted model, not a curated record. The transcript is spliced from 13 exons. Gene Ontology annotation, biological process: regulation of DNA-templated transcription. Lineage: Eukaryota; Metazoa; Chordata; Actinopteri; Cypriniformes; Cyprinidae. Gene Ontology annotation, molecular function: DNA binding. Bases 110 to 1300 code for a protein of 396 amino acids.
AGUCUGACGCACUUGCUCGGGAAUACUCGCCGUGUCUGAGCGCCUGAGCUCCGCCGACGGUCUCCAGCUGCCGCUUUUACAGACACGCUUCGGGAAGCACAACUUUACCAUGUUUUUGUACGAUGAGUUGGCUCAUUACGGCGGCAUGGACGCGGUCGGUAUGUACGGGGAUCCUCACGCGCCUCGGCCGCUGCCGCAGGUCCAUCAUCUGAACCACGGACCGCCGCUCCACGCCAGCCAGCACUACGGCACACAUGCCCCCCAUCCCAAUGUCAUGCCCACCGGCAUGGGCUCAGCUGUCAACGACGUGUUAAAGAGGGAUAAAGAUCAGAUUUACGGGCAUCCUCUGUUUCCUCUGCUGGCUCUGGUCUUCGAGAAGUGUGAGCUUGUGAGCUGGACUCCCCGAGAGCCCGGGGUUGCUGGAGGAGACGUGUGCUCCUCAGACUCCUUCAACGAGGACAUCGCUGUCUUCGCCAAACAGGUCCGCGCAGAAAAACCUUUAUUUUCUUCGAAUCCAGAACUGGAUAAUUUGAUGAUACAAGCCAUACAAGUAUUACGGUUUCAUCUUUUGGAGUUAGAGAAGGUGCACGAGCUCUGCGACAAUUUCUGCCAUCGGUACAUCAGCUGCUUGAAGGGGAAAAUGCCCAUAGAUUUAGUGAUCGAUGACCGGGAUGGCAACUCAAAAUCAGACCACGAGGACAUCUCGGGAUCUUCAACUAACUUAGCCGAUCAUAACCCAGCGUCCUGGAGAGAUCACGAUGAUGCCACGUCCACACACUCGGCCGGCACGCCGGGACCCUCCAGCGGAGGACACGCGUCACAGAGCGGAGACAACAGCAGCGAACAAGGAGAUGGUUUAGACAACAGUGUGGCCUCACCCGGCACGGGCGACGAUGACGAUCCAGACAAGGACAAAAAGCGACAGAAAAAACGGGGCAUCUUCCCCAAAGUCGCCACCAACAUCAUGCGGGCAUGGCUCUUCCAGCAUCUCACACACCCGUAUCCUUCAGAAGAACAGAAGAAGCAGCUCGCUCAAGACACGGGCCUCACCAUCUUACAAGUAAACAACUGGUUCAUUAAUGCCAGAAGAAGAAUAGUGCAGCCCAUGAUUGACCAGUCAAAUCGAGCAGGUUUUCUUCUUGAUCCUUCAGUGAGCCAGGGAGCGGCGUACAGUCCGGAGGGGCAGCCCAUGGGCAGCUUUGUGCUGGACGGACAGCAACACAUGGGCAUCCGGCCGGCAGGUCCUAUGAGUGGCAUGGGCAUGAAUAUGGGCAUGGAUGGCCAGUGGCACUACAUGUAACAGCUGUACAGUAAAGAAAAGGGGGAAGUCUGCGAGGCGUGCCGGGGGAGUUCGUACCUCAGCGUGGUCCUGUGGGCAUGAGCAUGGCAUCACCAACCCACCCCCCCUCCACCGAAAGCCCCUCGUUUCUUGUGUUUGUCACACCGAGCUCCUCGUCACCCUCCGACCCGUGCGGCCAUGCUAAUGCACGGAGACCCCCCUCGAGCAGAAAUGACCACGACUCCUCUGACCCCCUGACCACAGCGCUGCUGGACCGGCGUGGGCGUCCACAGCCAAUGACCGAAGGGAACCAACCAAUACCACCACGGAUGAACUGGACAAUAACCCCACGAAAGGUUUUUGAAGGAAAAGAGAAUGUGGUGAAGUAUCCGAAGCUUCACGUGGAAUUCCAGACGAGCUGUGAUCGUUUUUUAUCUUGUGAAUUUUGUUACUUUUGUUGCUGGAGGACCAAGAGCUGACAGAAACACUUUGUAAAGUCUUGGGUGUCUGUUCAAAUCAACAGAGGAUCUUUCAACUUAUUAAAAAUACACACACACACACACACAUCAUAAAGAAAAAAAAAAGACAAAA